This is a messenger RNA of Antechinus flavipes (yellow-footed antechinus), 631 nucleotides long. It is a transcript of the gene RPP21, whose product is annotated as ribonuclease P/MRP subunit p21. Gene Ontology annotation, cellular component: nucleolar ribonuclease P complex. The transcript has 5 exons. The coding region runs from base 62 to 445 and encodes 127 amino acids. The record is from RefSeq and is a predicted model, not a curated record. NCBI's taxonomy places the organism in Eukaryota, Metazoa, Chordata, Mammalia, Dasyuromorphia, Dasyuridae. Gene Ontology annotation, biological process: tRNA processing.
UAGUCGCAAAGGGGCGGGGAGGUGUUCUAAUAGGCCGGGUGUUGUAAGAGCUGCCGAGCCGAUGGCGGGACUGGUGAAGGACAAGGAGGCAUUUCAGAGACUCAGCUUCCUCUACCAGGCUGCCCACUGCGUCCUAGCCCACAACCCUGAGAAUCAGGCGCUGGCGAGGUUUUAUUGCCACACGGAGAAAACUAUCGGGAAGCGGCUUGUCCUGCGACAAGACCCCUCGGUGAAGAGGACCCUCUGUCGCGGCUGCUCCUCCCUUCUCAUCCCGGGUCUGACUUGCACCCAGCGGCAGAGGCGUCGCCAGGGUCAGCGCUGGACAGUACAGACUUGUCUAAUAUGCCGUCGAAGCCGCAGAUUUCUCAAUGAUCCCAAACACCAGCUCUGGGUUGACCGGCCUGAGGCCCAGCUGGGGAACCAGACGGAACCCAAAUUUGAAUAGGUCUGCUGCACACUCAAGUCAUCCAAAUCUCAGUCCAGAUAUUGGGGAAGAGAUUGCACCAUCUGGCACUCAGAAUGCAAUGACUGGGAGGCUAUUUUAUGCAAACGUCUAGGAAACCUGAGCCAUUAUUCAGAGAAAAAGGAUUCAUUAAAAUAUUGAAAUAAAAUUUUGUCUUGCCCCUUUUUA